Molecule: messenger RNA, 846 nt
Organism: Dibothriocephalus latus
Lineage: Eukaryota; Metazoa; Platyhelminthes; Cestoda; Diphyllobothriidea; Diphyllobothriidae
Source: the annotation of a GenBank genome assembly
AAGACCUAUGCUGAGAUUCUCUACAAGACCAUGAAAGGCCUCGGCACUCGUGAUGACAACCUUAUUCGAAUGAUCAUCGCCCACUCUGAGAAGACCAUGUCGAAUCAAGGCACCGUUCAGCCCAUUUCGUACAUGAACCCCCAGGAAGAUGCGGAGACCCUGGAAAAAGCCAUGAAGGGACUCGGCACGGACGAAAUGGCCAUCAUCAACUUGCUAGCCAAACGUUCUGUUGAGCAACGCCAGAAGAUUGCAGUGGCCUACCAAUCAAAAUACGGAAAGAACCUAAAAGACCGUUUGCACAGCGAAUUGAGUGGACAUUUCCGACAAGCCGUUCUCUACUCCUUCUACGACAUGGCACACGUAAAUGCCAAGGCCUUAUACAAGGCCAUGAAGGGCGCGGGUACCGAUGAACAGGUUCUCGUUGAUAUCAUCUGCACAUCCACGAAUGAGGAAAUAGAGGCCCUGAAAAAGGCCUACAUGGAUAUUCUCGUCGAAGAAAAACAAAAUGCUCUUCGAAGGAAUCUGGAGCUUGAUGUCAAACACGAUACUACCAGGGACUUCGAGAAGGUGCUGAUUGCCCUCCUCCAGGGUAAAAGAGGUGUAGAUGUGGACGAGGCUACAAUUCGCGCAGACUGUGAGGAACUCUACAAGGGUGGCGAAGCGAAAUUGGGUACGGACGAAGCCACCUUCACACGGAUCCUUGUCACCCGCAGCUGGAAGGACAUUGUUAAAAUCAACGAGCACUACAACGCGGCAGUUGGCCACGAUCUGAUUACGGCCAUUGGUAAAGAAACCUCCAGUGACUAUCGAAAUGCUCUUCAGACAAUUGGUGAGUUCCGAACCUAA